AUGCACUACAACAACAACAACAACAUCCUGGGAAAAUCACCAUGCGCAGGCAGGGGUCGGCAGGCACAACAACAACAACCAAGGCGGAACUAUAACGCUUCGCAGGCAGCGGCAGCAGGCAGAACAACAAUAACAACCAAGCCAGAACCAUCGUUAUUUGCAGGCAGGGGCGGCAGGCACAAAAACAACAACAACCAAGGCGGAACAUCACCCUGCGCAGCCAGGGGCGGCAGGCACAACAACAACAACAACAACAACCAAGGUGGAAAAAUAACGCUUCGCAGGAAGCAGCGGCAGGCAGAACAACAAUAA
Messenger RNA from Podarcis lilfordi (Lilford's wall lizard), 312 nucleotides. NCBI's taxonomy places the organism in Eukaryota, Metazoa, Chordata, Lepidosauria, Squamata, Lacertidae. The record is from the annotation of a GenBank genome assembly.